Messenger RNA from Hibiscus syriacus, 728 nucleotides. RefSeq names its product auxin-induced protein 22D-like. The record is from RefSeq and is a predicted model, not a curated record. Gene Ontology annotation, cellular component: nucleus. The transcript is spliced from 4 exons. Lineage: Eukaryota; Viridiplantae; Streptophyta; Magnoliopsida; Malvales; Malvaceae. Gene Ontology annotation, molecular function: protein binding. Bases 54 to 626 code for a protein of 190 amino acids. Gene Ontology annotation, biological process: regulation of DNA-templated transcription.
AGGCGCAUAUGUUCUCUCUCAAAUCAUAUUCAAAAACACAGAGGAAUUAAGGUAUGGCAUCUGAGAAAGAUCUUAACCUCGAGGCGACCGAGCUCCGACUAGGCUUACCGGGCACCUCUGACGAGUCAGCUAAGAACCAAAUGUCGGCAACUCCCCGGAGCAACAAAAGAGCCUUGCCUGAAGAAUCUAUGUCUAGUAAUGCCACAGCUUCCAAGAACUGUGACCAAGAAACUACUCCACACACCAAGGCACAGGUUGUAGGGUGGCCACCAAUCAGAUCUUACAGAAAAAACAAUCUGCAACCAAAGAAAAGCGAGGCUGAACCUAGUGGGAUUUAUGUGAAAGUGAGCAUGGAUGGAGCCCCUUAUCUUAGAAAGAUAGAUUUGAAGGUGUUUAAAGGAUACACAGAAUUGCUUAAGGCAUUGGAAGACAUGUUCAAGUUCAAAGCUGGUGAAUAUUCAGAGAGGGAAGGAUAUAAUGGAUCAGAAUUUGUGCCUACUUAUGAAGAUAAAUAUGGUGAUUGGAUGUUGGUUGGAGAUGUACCAUGGGAAAUGUUCACCAAUUCUUGUAAAAAGCUGAGGAUCAUGAAAGGAUCAGAAGCAAGAGGCUUGGGUUGUGUUGUAUGAAAAUAUGGAAACAAAAACUCAUGAAGAAAGAAGAUCAAAUGCUUUUAACUUAGGCUAUCCAGAGAAGAAAUUUGGAUCCCAAUUUUUUUCUCCUUUGUUGAU